Messenger RNA from Phaeodactylum tricornutum CCAP 1055/1, 781 nucleotides. RefSeq lists its product with no specific name. The coding region runs from base 77 to 655 and encodes 192 amino acids. Lineage: Eukaryota; Bacillariophyta; Bacillariophyceae; Surirellales; Neidiaceae. The transcript has a single exon. The record is from RefSeq and is a predicted model, not a curated record.
CUUCAUUCCUACUCUCUAUUAGCUAGAGAAACAACCGGUUGAGAAAAGCUGGGUGAGACGAAAGUGGCAGAAUGAUAUGCCGCCAAGCGGAUGGAAAGCUAUCGGAGCCGAUCGCGAUCUUCGAAGUCAAAAGCAGCCUACUUUUUGGGUUCCAGAACUAAUUCGUAUCGUCACUAUGUCGCUGUUGAAGUACCUUUUUUUUGCCGAGUUGGUUUCCUCCAUUGGUGGAUUUUAUUUACCAUCUUGUUCAUCACGAGGCGGCGGAACCCCACUAUGGGUGAAGCGUCCAGAUUUUCCUCAGCCUUUAUCGUUGGAUCGCCGGCGGGCUUUGGAGGGACUACUGGCAGGAGUAGCAACUGGGGCAUUUUUCCCGUUUUCUUGCUACGCGCUUGAUUUCGAUGCCUUUAUGAGCAAAGAAUUGGAAAGCAGCUCGGCGAGCAAAACUCAGUCUCUUUCAAGCGACGCAGCACUCUGUAAGUAUGGCCAACCAAGUGCACAGACCGGAGAAGCUUGUGUGCGAGCAGGGCUUCCCACCACGAGAGCGAAGGGGGGCGUCGAUGCGUUCGGAAACAUUAACCGUGGUGAUUUUGUAAGAUGCAAAAAAGUAUAUGAGAACAAAAAUGACAGCUGGGUCGAAUCGUGGAACUGUGAGUAAAGAGACUAUAUUGCAUGGUAAUGAAGAUUGGCAAGGACCGCCUGCGAUGCUAUGAGUUGCUGCCAACGCAAUUUAAAUCAAUUUUGCAUUCAAUCUUCAACUAGCUCUGAAGCUGUAGAUAGACGA